ACGCAAAUAUAACAGACACGGUGCAAAGGAAGUGUUCGUUAUUUUGGUCAUAUUUCACGGCGAUAUGAUCGAGGGUGCGAUCGGUAAGAAUUAGUAAUAAGAAGUAACGAUAACCAAUAAAGUUACACGAAGACAAUUCUUAUAGACUAUAGCCAUGUUUUACUUUGCUAACGUAAAGUGUUGGCUAAAAUAGCAUCUCUCAGCCGAUUAGCUUAGCAAGCUAACUUGACUGUCAGUUAACCUGCUAGCUACUUAGCUAACCAACAAUUUACGUAUGAUGCAUUAACGUUAGCGUCGUUCCCAGUAAGGAAGUUUUGCCAGCAGCGCGUCUAACUAACUAGCGAACUAACUGCUACCAUCUUCUACCAUAUUCCGUCUUUGAACCAUCCAGUGUACCAUCUUGAGUGAAGUACCCCCAUCCAAAGACAUGGAACAGCACGACGCCUACCAGCACAAAAAUGUAAAGGGAGAAGAAACACAAGAGGAGACUGAUAUUGCUCUGAAUGUAAAAGAGCACCACCCAGAAGAUUCAGCUUCAUCAUCUGCAUCCACAAGCAGAGAGACUAAAACCAACAAUGGUGAAGACAAGGAGCAGACUGAUGUUAAAAACAGUGAAUUAGCUGAAAAGAAGAAGGCUUCUUCUCCAGAUGAGGCCAGCAUGCAGAAUGUGGAGGGGAACAGCACCCCACCUCAGGCUGAUGAUGGAAGUCAUGGUGACAACAGAGAGACACAGAGAAAUGAGCAGCUGACCAAGACAGGUCAGGAGAUUUCCAGAGAGUACCACACUGGGGAGAGUAAAGCACUAGAAACAACCACUCCACCGAACCCGGGUGACAGAAAGGGUGACCAAGUAGAUGGACCCAAAGCUAGACAUGGUGCAGAAACCCCAGGCACUAACAACAUAAACACUGUAGCUAGUGACGACAGUGAAUUAGCUGAAAAGAAGAAGGCUUCUUCUCCAGAUGAGGCCAGCAUGCAGAAUGUGGAGGGGAACAGCACCCCACCUCAGGCUGAUGAUGGAAGUCAUGGUGACAACAGAGAGACACAGAGAAAUGAGCAGCUGACCAAGACAGGUCAGGAGAUUUCCAGAGAGUACCACACUGGGGAGAGUAAAGCACUAGAAACAACCACUCCACCGAACCCGGGUGACAGAAAGGAUGACCAAGUAGAUGGACCCAAAGCUAGACAUGGUGCAGAAACCCCAGGCACUAACAACAUAAACACUGUAGCUAGUGACGGUGAGUCUGACAUUUUUGAAAUUUCAAUGACUGGAGAAUUUCUUUAUCCUUUAGCUUUCUGCUAUGGGGUGCUGAGUUUCUGGGAGUUCCAGUCUAACACAAUAGGCAGUGUUCACUGGUGGGAAGCCAGUGAGGGAGUAUCAACAUGUAGCUACACAAGAGACUUGCAGUGGUUGGGGUGUGUGUUUAGUUUAGUUUGUGUUAAUCUGUUUUUCUCCUCCUAUUGGUCAGAUGACGGAAGAGGCCUGGUAAAGGUUUCAGAUUCUGAGGAAGAAAAGGAUAUCCAGGAGAAACCAACCUCCCCACAGAUAGCAGUGCCACAGCAAAUCUCAGUUGAGGAAGAGAGAGAUCAACAGACAGAUAAUGUUGAAACCAUUGGCCCUACUACUGAGGAGACUACUGAACCUAUAGUUCCAGUGGGUACUGGAAUUUUUGGAGAACGUAAAAUAUACCUGAUGGGUAUAGGUAUAGUGUUAGUUCUUGCCAUCCUGGUGCAGUAUCUCCUCCAACCUGAGUCUCCACCUCAGAAAAACGAUACACAGCAAAUAGAAAUCUUCCUCAGGCAGAUGGAAAAAGUGAAGACUCAGUUCCCUAACCAGCGUGCUGAGCUCUGGAUUAGGAGCAAGAUCCACCUGCUGAGGCACCUCCGGGCAGCCCAGCCCACAGAGCCAGUCAGUCUGAUCCUGACUGCGGGCCUCAAAGCUGAGAAGACACUGCACUGCCUGGCUCAGAGUCUGGCCUCCGCCUUCUCUUCUGCCCUCAACGCCUCCGUCCUCCACAUCGAUGGAGCCAGCAAAGCCAGCCAGGACAGCGAUGAGGUCAAACUGGACAUAGACAACCAGUUGCAGGGAGCUUUCGAAGGAGACAAACCCGUGGCUGUCAUUCACCGCUUCGAGGAGCUGCCUCCAGGCUCCACCCUGAUCUUUUAUCGCUACUGUGACCAUGAGAACGCCGCCUACAAGAAGACUUGUCUGAUGUUCACAGUACUGCUGGGGGAAGAAGAGGAGAUUCCUGCCAACAGUCAUUUGAGUAUUGUGGAGGAGAUGGUGGACGACCAUCUUCAGAAGAAGUUCCUCUCUGGUGACCAUCCUAUAUCUUUUGACAGGAUGGACCUUAACAAGUAUGGUGGACUAUGGAGUCGUAUUUCUCACCUCAUCCUUCCUGUGGCAGCAGAGGAAAGGAUUGAACAUGAAGGAUGCUAGGGGACAUAAAUAAUCACUUUUGCACUAAACUACGACCUACCUAUCAGAUUUCUGACUGGGUGACUUACUAGUCAUUCUGAGGCUAGUAGCAAUGGUUUUAAAGACUCAAAGGUUUCUUACAUAUAUCGAUGCUCACUACAGAUGAAGGCAUCAGAUUAUGCUAUGGGAUAUUUGUAAGACUUUCUGUGGACAAUUGUCAAGAAAAAAUGUUUGACAAAAAGGCUGUGGUGCUUGAUUGUUCAUGUUUAUAAUUAUGGAGAAAUUGCAAAAUGAAAGCGAUUCAAUUGGGGGCUUUGUGGAUUUGAUGGUGUGUGCAAUUUUGAUGGUAACUGCUGCAAUUUGUGUACUUUUAAAAUGUUAUUUCAUGUAAGACUUGAUUGUUUUCCUAUGGAUAAUCACCAAGAGCUACAAGGCAGAACUGUUCUUUUGGUAUCACAACACAGGGUUUUUUAUUUUUAUGACAAAUUUCUUUUCUGGAUUCUCAAACCUACAGGGCACCAUGUGCCUUAAUUAAACUUUUCUACAUACAUAUACGUGUAUGGCACUACAGGAAGAAGUUAAUAAAUAAAUAACUGCAUAAAUUGAAUGUGCCUUAAAGUACAAAUAAACAAGUCAAUCUCA
Siniperca chuatsi (mandarin fish) is the source of this 3061-nucleotide messenger RNA. Its product is annotated as torsin-1A-interacting protein 2-like. Gene Ontology annotation, biological process: membrane organization. The transcript is spliced from 9 exons. Gene Ontology annotation, cellular component: membrane. Lineage: Eukaryota; Metazoa; Chordata; Actinopteri; Centrarchiformes; Sinipercidae. The record is from RefSeq and is a predicted model, not a curated record. The coding region runs from base 428 to 2440 and encodes 670 amino acids. Gene Ontology annotation, molecular function: ATPase activator activity.